UUUUUUUUUUUUUUUUUUUUUUUUUGAUGAGAUGAGAGCGAGCUUGCCAGGCUGAGUUUCUACGAAAUGGUCGUGGAGCUUUAACGGAACCAAAGCUUUACAAUAAGAGAUCUCAAUCCGGCACAAAGGCAGUGUCAACCUUUCUUUUAGCCAAAAAAAAACUGCAACACUGCAGAAAUGCUGACAGACAACAGGAAACGACUCCGUAGCUGUGACAGGGAGGAGGACCAACAGCUGAGCUCUCAGGCCAAGAGGUCAGGAGGGGGUCCCAGCCUUCUCCUGUCAGAUCUGGAUUCAGAGUCUUCCAGCAGCGACAGCAGUAAUGGGAUCAGUAGUCCAGAGAGAGCAAUAGUGGCCACCACCAGGCCAUGCAUACACAGCCAGAACAACCGCAUCACCCAGGGCUCCCUCAGCCCAAAGCCUGAAGACUCUGGUAUCUCCUUGCAGCACGGUUUCCAUGGUGAUGGCAGCAGGGUCUCUUACGACCACAUCAACAAAGUCCUGCGGGAGGCGCACUUCAGUAGUCUUCAGACCAGAGGGCGUCCAGGCUCAACAUGACCGUGACCUCCGAUCCCUCUCCUGACCUUUUGUCCCUCGCCCAUCAGUGCUGACACGACUGGCACAGUGGCUCCUCCUUGAGAAGCCUCAAGGAAGACAUUUGGGUCAGGGGGGAAGGGGAUGACGUGUGGGGAGGUUUACAGAUUUUGGGCAUAAAGGCUCAUCCCCACCUCACCAUUUGUACCAUUUGUCAAGACCAUAAGCACAUCUGCUGUUCCAUGGCCCAGCCACUGUGGUUUUUCUGUGCAGUAUUGAUGUGUAUGUAUGUUUGUGUGUGUGUGUGUGUGUGUGUGUGCGCGUGUGCACGCACCCUGUGCACUUUAUAAAGAGGAAUCAUUCUCUUUACUUGCGUGCGUUGAUGUGUGAACAUUGUCAUUGGUGCUAAUCUCAAGAAAUGUGCGUCGAUCCAAAGUGCUUGCGAAACUAAAUAAAGCUAAGCACUUUACUCAAUAACUUCUCAUUCUGUUUACUCUCGGCUGGGGAGGUCAGCCGCAUGUUUGUGUCUGAAGUGGGAGAGGUUGCGAUCCCGCUCACAAAGGAAGUUCAUUGAGGCCGAUGGAUUCGAUCCAGAGGACCAUUAUUAA
Messenger RNA from Anoplopoma fimbria (sablefish), 1142 nucleotides. RefSeq lists its product as uncharacterized. The record is from RefSeq and is a predicted model, not a curated record. NCBI's taxonomy places the organism in Eukaryota, Metazoa, Chordata, Actinopteri, Perciformes, Anoplopomatidae. Bases 178 to 558 code for a protein of 126 amino acids. The transcript is spliced from 3 exons.